This is a messenger RNA of Brugia malayi, 1251 nucleotides long. RefSeq names its product aminotransferase, class V family protein. The record is from RefSeq and is a predicted model, not a curated record. Lineage: Eukaryota; Metazoa; Nematoda; Chromadorea; Rhabditida; Onchocercidae. The coding region runs from base 1 to 1251 and encodes 416 amino acids. The transcript has 8 exons.
AUGACUUGGUAUAUCGAAGAACAAGAAAAAGUCUACUUGGAUUAUAAUGCAACUACACCGAUUGACAAAGAUGUUAAGCAGUCUAUAGUGGAUGCAUUCAAUAUUUGGGGUAAUCCAAGUAGCAAUAAUGAGCUCGGGAAAAAAGCGAAGGAUGGGAUUGAGGAGGCACGCGAAAAUGUAGCCAGACUGUUACAUGUUUCUGCCAAAGAAAUAUUUUUUACAUCAGGUGGAACCGAGACCAAUAAUUGGGUGAUAUACAAUUGCAUCGAACAUCGGAAAGCAGUCUGGGGACGGGAUUAUAAACCACAUAUUAUUGCCUCUGCCAUUGAGCAUCCAUCGAUUCUAGAACCGUUGCGUGAUUUGAAAAAGAAACAAGAAAUCGAUCUGACUGAAAUCAGCAUUGACUUGGAAACCGGUCGAGUAAAAUUAAAUGAUCUUGAAGAAGCAUUCUGCGAGCGAACUUGCUUAGUGUCGGUGAUGACGGCAAACAAUGAAACGGGCGUUAUACAACCUGUUGCUGAAGUUGCUGAAAUUGCUAGAAAAUGUGAGAACAAAUUUGAAAGUCGGAUAUUUGUGCACAGUGAUGUUUCCCAGGCUAUCGGUAAAAUUGAUGUUAAUGUAAAUGCUUUGAAUGUUGAUUUUGUGACCGUUACGGGACAUAAAUUUUAUGGUCCACGAAUUGGAGCGCUUGUAUUAAGAGAUGAAAGCAAAGUGCCUCUAAGGGCGUUGUUUCUUGGCGGUAAUCAAGAACGAAGCAAGCGGGCGGGCACAGAAAAUACUCCACUGAUCGUCGGUUUGGGGAAAGCAGCACAAGUGGCACUAAGUGGUCUUCAAAGCUAUUCAAAGCAUAUGCAAAAAAUAAGAGACUAUUUCGAAAAACAGCUCAAAGAAAAACUCAAUGAUGAGAUUAUGAUCAAUUUCGAAGCAUCGGAACGUUUGCCCAAUACUAGCAGUGUAAUAUUUGUGAAAUACGGAGGAAAUGCUUCCGAACUACUCUCUAAAUGUAAAUCAUUUAUUGCUAGCACUGGAGCCGCGUGUCAUGCAGCUACUGAACAGUGUUCCGGAGUACUGACGGCAUGUGGUAUUCGUGAUGAGUUAGCACGUCGAACGGUACGGUUUAGUUUCGGUAGAGAUUCAACAUCUGAUGAAGUAGAUCGAGUAGUGAAUGAACUAAAGGCGAUUAUGUUUAUGAGUAAAUAUGGCAGUUCGCUGUUAAAUGCCAUCAACAAAGGACCCAUCUCAGGUUUCUGA